Messenger RNA from Daktulosphaira vitifoliae (grape phylloxera), 724 nucleotides. RefSeq lists its product as uncharacterized. Bases 83 to 724 code for a protein of 213 amino acids. The transcript has 3 exons. The record is from RefSeq and is a predicted model, not a curated record. Lineage: Eukaryota; Metazoa; Arthropoda; Insecta; Hemiptera; Phylloxeridae.
UCCCGAACGUCUAAGCAAGCUCGUAAACCAACCAACCUUCAACGACUGUAUUAAAUACGGCGAAAGGUUGUGCGCCGUCAUAAUGGACACAAAGAUUGACAAGUUUCUCAAACCAAUAUACGUCGGUUUAGCAGUGCUUGACAUUAGCAAGUCGCUAAUGUACAAGUACUUCUACGACGUAUUAAAACCUCAUUAUGGCGACGCAAUUAGCCUGGUUUACAUGGAUACUGACUCCUUCAUAUACCUGCUCAGAGUCAGCGACUUCUACCAGGAUUUAGCCGACAGCCCCGAUUUACUGGUGUACGUGGACGCAUCUAGCCUGCCCAAGGAUCACCCUUGUUACUCGACCUCGAGGAAGAAGACGCCUGGUCUGUUUUCAGACGAGACCGGCGGCCUCACCCUCUUUGAGAUCGCUGCACUUCGUUCAAAGUGCUAUGCAUUUGACAUGGAAGGCAGCGAACCCAUAAAGUCUAAGGGGAUCCGCGGACACGUUGUCCGGAAUCAUCUGUCUUUGGACGAUUACAAACGAUGUUUGUUUGAAGACGAUGGCGACGAUGGUGACGAUGCGUCAAAACGAGCGUUGGCCGGAGACAAUGCCCGUGUAGUCAUCGGAGCCGUACUCGUGCAACAGCGCAGACAACCGAUUCACCCAUUUGUACGAGCCACGUGCACUAAAGUCACGCCACAUUGCGUUUUUCAGCGUGCGGUUAAAACGUUCCACUAG